Messenger RNA from Neofelis nebulosa (Clouded leopard), 2315 nucleotides. RefSeq names its product zinc finger protein 182-like. The record is from RefSeq and is a predicted model, not a curated record. Gene Ontology annotation, cellular component: nucleus. Gene Ontology annotation, molecular function: DNA-binding transcription factor activity, RNA polymerase II-specific; RNA polymerase II cis-regulatory region sequence-specific DNA binding. Lineage: Eukaryota; Metazoa; Chordata; Mammalia; Carnivora; Felidae. The coding region runs from base 169 to 1335 and encodes 388 amino acids. The transcript has 5 exons. Gene Ontology annotation, biological process: regulation of transcription by RNA polymerase II; central nervous system development.
CCUGCGAGACCCGCGCGCGCGCGAGACGUCCUCUUCUGCGCAUGUGUGCCCUCCCAGUCCUCACAGCGCUGCCCCCGGGCGGGAGUGAGUCCCGAGGCUCUGAUCCUUGCACCUGGUUGGUCUUGGUCCGGGCUGGAGAUCUCUGUCUUCACCCAGAGUCUGCAGAAAAUGACCAAGUCGCAGGGACCGGUAUCAUUCAAGGACGUGGUCGUGAAUUUCACCCAGGAGGAGUGGCAGUAUCUGGACCUUCCCCAGAGGGAUCUAUACAAGGAUGUGAUGCUGGAGAACUAUAUCAACCUCAUCUCAGUGGGCUAUCAAACCACUAAGCCAUCUGUGAUCCACAAGUUGGAACAAGGUGAAGAACCAUGGAUGGUAGAGAGAGAAAUCCCAAAUUGGAGCUAUGCAGAAGAAACCUGGCAACUUGAUGACCACAUGGCACAACACCAAGAGAAUCAAGAAACACUUUUGAAGCAUGCUGCAUUCAUUGACCAGGAAACUGGGACUGACGAGAAAGGUAACAAGUGUAAUGCACUUGGAAAUAUAUUUCAUCUGAGCACAGACUUCAUUUCUUCAAAACAGAGACUCCAAAAAUAUGACCCCUAUGGUAGGAGUUUGAAUUUUUUCGGCUUAUUUAGUGGUAAUAGAAGAUACUCAAAAAAGACUGAAUGUAGUGAAUGUGGGAAAGCCUUCUUCCAGAAGUCAGACCUUAUUAUGCAUAAGAGAACUCAUACAGGAGAAAAGCCCUUUGUAUGUACAGAGUGUGGGAAAGCCUUCAGCAAGAAAUCCAAUCUUGUUAUACAUCUCAGGAUCCAUACUCAAGAGAAACCUUAUGAAUGUACUGAAUGUAGAAAAGCUUUCACCCAUAAGUCACACCUCAUUGAACAUCAAAGAAUUCACACUGGGGAGAAACCCUAUGAAUGUGAUGAGUGUGGGAAAGCGUUUUUCCAAAAAUCACACCUCAGUAUUCAUCAGAGAACUCAUACUGGAGAGAAACCCUAUGGGUGUGACGAAUGUGGGAGAGCCUUCAGCAUGAAGUCUCACCUCUUUGUACAUCAGAGAAUACACACAGGAGAGAAACCUUACGUAUGUACCAGGUGUGAGAGGGCUUUCAGUGAAGUGUCCUGCCUUAUGAGACAUCAGAAAAUCCAUACUGGGGAGAAACCUUAUGAAUGUAAUGAGUGUAAAAAAGCCUUUUCUGAGAAGUCUGACCUCUUCAUACAUCACAGAACUCACACAGGAGAAAAGCCCUAUGAAUGCAGUCAGUGUGGAAAAGCCUUCAGACAUAGCUCGGCCCUCUGUCGACAUAAAAGGACUCAUAAAGAAAAAAUUCCUUAAAAGAGAAACUAAUGUGGGAAUAUCUUCAACUAAAAGCUUCAGUAGAAAUCAAAUCUUGGAGUGCUGGAGUGGCUCGGUCUGUUAAGCAUCUGACUUUGGCCUAGGUCAUGAUCUUGCUGUUCCGGAGUUCAAGCCCCAUGUCCGGCUCUGUGCUGACAGCUCAGGGCCUGGAGCCUGUUUCAGACUCUGUGUCUCCCUCUCUCUCUCUGCCCCUCCCCCCUCUCUUUCUUUCUCUUAAAAAGAAAGAAACAUUUAAAAAAAAAUCAAAUCUUAUUAUGUAUCAAGAAGUCAAGCCUCUUAAUUCAACAUAUUUUAAAAGUGUGUAAUUAUGUUUUCAUAGAAGUGAUAUUCCAGAUGUGAUCCCAAAGUAUUUCUAGAAGAUAUAGAAAGUAUAUCUCCUUGUCAGGGGCACCUGGGUGGCUCAGUCGGUUAAGCGCCCGACGUCAGCUCAGGUCAUGAGUUCAUGGUUUGUGAGUUCGAGCCCCACAUUGGGCUCUGUGCUGACAGCUCGGAGCCUGGAGCCAGCUUCAGAUUCUGUGUCUCCGGCUCUCUCUGCCCCUCCCCCACUUGUGCUCUGUCUCUCUCUAUCAACAAUAAAUAAAAUGUAAAAAAAAAAGUAUAUCUCCUUGUUAAAGGAUAAAUGCUCAAUGUGGACCACAAAGACUUUUGAAAUAUUAGUAAGUGGACUAGUCAGAACAAAAUUAGAAAACCAUAUAUGGACAAUCUACAAAAUAUGAAAGCCUUAGAUUCCUGAUUGUAUAUAAACCUUAUAUUGGAAUUGUAUAUGUGAAGUUAACAUAAUUAUGAAUACAGAAUAAGUAUUAUAUGUACAAUGCCAUCUACCAAGAUCUUUUAUGUUGAAUAAUACCAUUUUUCUUCUAUUUAAAAGAAAAUAUGUCAUUCAAGAAGAAUUUAAAGCUAAUAUUACAUGUCAACUGUACUUCAAUUAAAAUAAACUUUUCUUUCCUGUAGAAUGCUGG